This is a messenger RNA of Rhipicephalus sanguineus (brown dog tick), 1422 nucleotides long. RefSeq names its product AB hydrolase superfamily protein YfhM. Bases 1 to 1128 code for a protein of 375 amino acids. The transcript has 6 exons. Lineage: Eukaryota; Metazoa; Arthropoda; Arachnida; Ixodida; Ixodidae. The record is from RefSeq and is a predicted model, not a curated record. Gene Ontology annotation, molecular function: hydrolase activity.
AUGGGUCUGCUGCUGGAUGCGCUAAUAAGGAUGCACGGUCGGCACAGAGACAUUGCUGUGGAGCUUGCUGGAGGACUUGGUUCCUGGCUGAGGACAGCGUGCAACGUCCUGCGGCCCGCCGUAUGCGGAGUCCUGUCCCUGAUAUUCGGUGCUUACCACCUGGUGCGGAUGUGCCUGCGCAUCGCGACCGCGGUCUGCCUCAAGGGACACUCGGUGCUCGAGGUCAAGGAGAGGACGGAAGAGCCGGAGUGCCUCAGGGAUCCUGCCCUGGGAACUCACGAGUUCGUCACUUUGAAUGAUGGUGUGACGUUGCACUAUGUUUCUGCCGGAAGCCGAGACAAGCCCUUGGUUGUUAUGCUCCACGGUUUCCCCGACAUUUGGUACACGUGGCGCAAGCAGAUACCCGAGCUCAAGAAAAACUACUGGGUCGUCGCACCAGACAUGCGAGGGUACGGACAGUCUUCGAAGCCAUCCAAUGUUAAGGAAUACCAGAUGCCCUACCUAGUAGAAGAUCUCAGAGGCCUCAUACAUUCGUUGGAGAGGAAGAAGGUGAUUCUAAUUGGCCACGACUGGGGCGCCAUCGUUUCGUGGUGCUUCGCCAACAAGUAUCCAGAUGUGGUCGACAAGCUGGUCGCCAUCAACGGAGGCCACCCGGACGCCCUGAGACAGCUUCUCAAGACAAGCCCCGCGCAGAUGUUCAAGUCGGGAUACGUGAUCGCCUUCCAGUGCCCCAAGAUACCAGAAUUAUGGCUCACCGUGGACGACUUCGCGCAAAUGACGCGCGUGCACAACCAAUGUGACGAUUUACAGGAAGUCACCUCCGUGCUGCAGUACGCGUUCUCGAAACCAGGCGCCAUGACAGCGGCAGUCAACUACUACCGUGCCGCCUACUCCAAGGAGCGGCGGCUCAGCAACGCUCAGUACCGCCGACUCGACGUGCCCACGCUCCUGCUGUGGGGGUCCCGAGAUCCGUACCUGACACCACAAGUGGCCGAGCUGAGCCGGCACCACUCGUCUAAGGCGACCGUCCAGUUCUUGCAAGAAUGUGGACAUUGGCCUCACCAGGAAGACGCACCGGUCGUCAACGAGGCCCUCGAAGCGUUCUUGGGCCGCCGGUGCCCCUUCUGACGCGGCCAGGAGAGCUGGACUGAAGCGUUGUCGGUCAUCGCUGUGACGCGAAUAGUCUGAAUAGCACUAACGGGCCUUCAUAGGCUAGGAGUGCUUUUGUCUGGGCAAGUUGGAGCGACAUUUGCGAAGUUAACCAGCACGAAAGACGAAACAAAAGACACAUGUACAAACAGGACCAGUGCUUCAUAGAUUAGUUGGUAAAUAAUUGGGAAUAAAACAUCGCUGAAAGCGAGACAGGCGAAACAAAAAAAUUGGGGGAGCUACGCACUAGUGGUGCGAGGACUGUGGAAACGG